Messenger RNA from Scaptodrosophila lebanonensis, 2835 nucleotides. RefSeq names its product GTP-binding protein 1 (gene GTPBP1). Gene Ontology annotation, molecular function: GTP binding; translation elongation factor activity; GTPase activity. NCBI's taxonomy places the organism in Eukaryota, Metazoa, Arthropoda, Insecta, Diptera, Drosophilidae. The transcript has 5 exons. The coding region runs from base 230 to 2293 and encodes 687 amino acids. Gene Ontology annotation, biological process: translational elongation. The record is from RefSeq and is a predicted model, not a curated record.
UCCUAAAAUGUACGUGGCUUGGACAGACCAAAAAGAGGCAAUAUCUUGCUAAAAUUGCAUUAGUAAACGCGUCGAAACAGAUUCAAUUUGCAAAGUGCUUGAAGACCACUAAACAGACCGUUUAAUGAACUAGAACAGACAGAAGCGAAGGAGGGCGAUGAUUCCAAGGAUACUAUAACAGGUUGUGCAUUAAACAAGUAGCUACAAAAUUAGAACGCCUGCUGACACAAUGAACAAUAUGCAGAGUGUGCCUGUUAAGGCCGUCAGUGUCAUGCCUCCGACCAGCAAUGGAAUAGGUAUUGGUCAGACCGUGGGCCAUGGGGUGGGCAUUAAGGGAGCACGGAGCAAUAUAUUUAAUGUAGACGGACUCCCGACGCAAAUGCAGGGCCUUAUGGUCGAUUACUCGAGCAUACGCAGCAAAGACGUGCUGGUGCGGCCGACAGAGGCACAGAUGGAGCUAUUGAAGAAAAGACUGGUAGACCGCAUUGCAGACAAUUGCGGUGAGACAAUCUAUGAGAUUGGAGUGGGCGAGGAUGGCAGCGACAAUGGUUUGGAUGUGGAGCAGUUCGCUGCCUCGGUUCAGACGCUGGAACAGUUGGCCAAUCUGGUGAACGCGGACAUGGUUAAGCUGCGAGAGCGUAAGGGCGAGAAGGGCAACACCGCACAAUUCCUCAUACGGAAGCACAUUGAAACAACCGAUUUUAUGGAAAUACGAGUAGCUGUGGUGGGAAAUGUGGACGCAGGCAAGUCAACGCUGCUAGGCGUGCUGACCCAUGGUGAGUUGGACAAUGGACGCGGCCAUGCGCGGCAGCGUCUGUUCCGACACAAACACGAGAUUGAAAGCGGACGCACCAGCUCAGUGGGCAACGACAUACUGGGCUUCGAUGGCGUGGGCAAUGUGGUGAACAAGCCCGAUCACGGUCAUCUCGAUUGGGUCAAGAUCUGUGAAAAAUCCUCCAAGGUGAUCACUUUCAUUGACCUGGCUGGUCACGAGCGCUACCUGAAAACCACAGUUUUUGGCAUGACGGGUCAUGCACCGGAUUUCGGCAUGUUGAUGAUUGGCGCCAAUGCAGGCAUUGUGGGUAUGACCAAGGAGCACUUAGGCCUUGCGUUGGCUCUGGCUGUGCCCGUUUUUGUAGUCGUCACCAAAAUUGAUAUGUGUCCGCCAAAUGUGUUGCAGGACAACAUGAGGUUGCUUUUUAGAAUGCUUAAAUCCCAGGGGUGUCGAAAAGUGCCCGUCGUUGUGCGUUCCUAUGACGAUGUCGUGCUUAGCGCCACGAACUUUGUGUCGGAACGCCUUUGUCCCAUCUUCCAGGUGUCGAAUGUGACGGGCAAUAAUCUGGAGCUCUUGAAAAUGUUCCUUAAUCUGCUGAGCACACGCAUGGCCGGCUCCGAGAACCUGCCGGCUGAAUUUCAAAUAGACGAUGUCUAUUCCGUACCUGGCGUUGGAACAGUCGUCUCAGGCACCUGCCUGCAGGGCACCAUUAAGCUGAACGAUACGCUUAUGCUUGGCCCGGACCCAAUAGGCGCCUUCAUACCCAUCACAGUGAAAAGCAUUCAUCGCAAACGCAUGAAUGUAGCACGCGUGCGUUGUGGCCAAACCGCCAGCUUUGCGCUCAAAAAGGUUAAGCGCACCUACUUGCGAAAAGGCAUGGUGAUGGUAUCGCCGGAUCUUAAACCGCAAGCCUGCUGGGAGUUUGAGGGCGAAAUCCUAGUGCUGCAUCAUCCCACAACGAUCUCAGCCCGCUACCAGGCCAUGGUGCACUGCGGCAGCAUCAGACAGACAGCCUCCAUCAUCCAUAUGUCGCGUGAUUGUCUGCGCACAGGUGACAAAGCGCACGUUAAGUUCCGCUUUAUCAAGCAGCCAGAAUAUAUACGUGCCGGCCAGCGUCUCGUCUUUCGCGAAGGACGCACUAAGGCGGUGGGAAACAUACUACGUCCAAUGCCCAAUGCGGCAGCCUCGCCCUAUCGCCCCAAGCCAGCAAAGAUGCAGUCGCGUGGCCAGAACGGCGGUAGCAAUGGUAGCAACAAUCAGCAUCGAGGAAAUGCAAGUGGUCAAGGCUGCAGCCACAAGGGUGAUGCUGGCGAGGAUGGCGCGGCGCAGCAGAACGGAGAGAAGCGUGAGGGCAGUCGACGCGGCGGCAAACGCAAGCGCAACAAUCGGGCCCAACAUGCUGCUUCCAGCUCUUCUGCCUCCUGCAGCCAGCAACCAAGCAAUGGAGCGACUGCUGCCACUCCGCCCGAAGCCAAUGCCAUCGUCAGUGCUGCGUCAGUCCAACAACCGCAAAACUAAUGUGUAAAACACAGCAUCAACAAUAUCUUGAACCACAUUUAUACGUAGCCUGUAAAUCGUGAAUAGGAAUCGUGAUGUAUGUCCACUAAAUCACCAAUCCCAAUUCUGAGUAGCUUCAUCUGGACUUCUCAAUUAAAUGCUCAAACCAUUUCUUGCAUUACUAAUAUUCUGAAUAAAUCACGAUUUUCAGGCCUCCUAUAAAAGUAGUUGCAUUCAAAAUUUCUAAAUAUCUAAAGAUACAUAUGUAUGUAUCUAAAAUUUUCAUAGCUAAGAUCUAAGGGCGUCCUACGUUUGUAAAUUGCUCGUUUUAUUUUUCUAGUUAUAGGCCAAGGUCGGUAAACUCAUCUAUUUUGCUACAACAAAACUUUCGAACAGACAAAAUCAACCGGAAAAUUUGAAACCAUAAUUGAUCCGAUAAUUCGUGUAAAAUGUUUGAUAAUAAACUGUUUCGUAUUUCGUCCCCCAUAUACUUAAUGAGUUGUACAAACAAAUGACAUUUAAUGGAAAAAAUACCAAAACGAAUUUCAAUUGUUUUAACUGCA